AGAGGACCAUGAAGCAAAGAUUGUUUAUUGUUAUAUCAUUUGUAUUUCUCGGAAUUUUGUGUAUUCACUUAAUUGUGGGUAGAAAAAAAAUCGUCACUGCUAACGAUGUACAACGACCAAUAGCUAUACCUGCUAGUAGAAGCAAUAGUAACGAGUUUUCAACCCAAAAUGAAACUAUGAAGACGGCGCAUUCAAAAACAACAACGGACCAUACUACAACACAAGUACAGACAACCAACACAAGUGAGCCAAACCCGAUUUGUAUUGCUAAACAGAAUAAUAUCGUUUUUUUAAAAGUUCAUAAAUGUGGAAGUUCAACCGUAGCAAAUAUAUUACAACGUUACACAUAUAAUAACGCAUUAAAUGCUCUCCUACCAGAUAAAGACCCAACAGAACAAAGCUACUGGGUUCUUAAUCGUCUGAAAGAGCAAUACAUGUCUCAGAUUAUACCCAUCCCAGAAGGAGAGUCAUAUAACACCAUGUUUGUUCACAGUGUUCAUGACCAUGAUAUUUUUAAACGACUGUUUCCGAACAAUUCGUAUUAUGUUGCCAUAUUAAGAGACCCAGUUGAACGUUUCAUUUCGUAUACCUUCUACUACCAAUUGGUGGCUAAAAUGAAAGAGGAUUAUCCCCAAUCAGAAGACAACCCUUACAUUUUCUCUAAAGCACUUUUAAAGAAGCCAUUUCCGUAUGGAGUAUUGGGUCCUAGUUACGAUUUAGGAUUUCUACCGCGGGGGAAAGUUAAUAAAACAGAAGUAGACAGGUUCAUUGACAACAUCGAUAAAGAUUAUGAUUUUGUUAUGAUUAUGGAAUAUUUUGACGAAUCUUUGGUUUAUCUCCGACACCAGUUGUGUUGGGAUAUUAAAGACAUCCUGUACAUCAAGAGAAAUGUGAACUUCGAGAAAAGGGGUUACGCUUUGUCACAGAAGGAUAGACAGAUGAUUAAAGCUAUACAACCCGUCGAUGUUCCCCUGUACGAUUAUUUUUAUAAACAAUUCUGGAAUAUAUUAAAGAGACAGCACGUUAGUUUUUUCGAGGAAGUUUAUAACUUUAAGAAGAUUUUAAGUGGUGUAGCUGAUUACUGUAAUUUUGGUAGGAAAUUAAAACCAGAGGUUUUGUUCGCUAAAACUCAAUGGCACGAUGCGUUCAGUGUUACUUCUGAAGACUGUAGCAAGAUGAAAUGGUCAGAAGGUCACGCGAUUACCAUACUGGCAAAGAAAGCAAGGGAGAAAUAUAAAAACUCUAAAAUGAAAAACUAAACGAGGAACUUGGUCUUUAUAAAGGUGGUGACUGUUUCACUGUGUAUCUGCGUGUAUUGCAGCCCCCCCCCCCCCCCCGCUGCAUUUAUUUUUAUAUACGUACAGGAAGUUAACAGUUCAUAUCUUAAAAUAAGAAAACAAAAUUCGGCGACAAUGUAUUAUUACUUCUUUGCAAGUCAGAAUUUUGUUUUGAAGGAUUGUUUAUCAAAUUCACAGGGGUAGUUUCUUGGGUCUAGUGAAACAAAGAUCGGUUUUUGUAAGAUUGCCUUUUAUGUGGACGUAUUUUGUAAUCCGGAGAUCGGUCGCUCGUCGUCAGUUUCGAGUAAUUUCUCUACUAGUUUUCCAGGUAUCGUUUUUGUUUUUAAAUUAGCAGGAAUUGUUGAUUGGGUUAUAAGAAAGACGCCACUGUUCGAUGAUUUAUUGUUACUACUCCACACGCCGGACUCUUGGGGGAUUUUUAUUUUCAAUAUUGCUGGGUUUGCUCACUGACAGGCUCCUAUCGCAAUUAAGAAUUUUUCGAUCGUGAUUGCAACGAGAAGGCUCAUUUUUUUGUGGCCCUGGUAAAUUUCGAAAACAUUUUGCGGGGUUGUCUUUCCGGUCAUAUUUUGACUUUUUAAACUUGUGAUCAGGUUACGGGAUAGCGUUCUCUAUGUUUUGUUUUUAAAACUUGGUGGAUUUGUUAACUUGCAGCUAAAGGAACCUUCUCGAAAUUCAUGAUGUAUUUUUUAUAGUUAAAUUUACGAAAUCCUUUGAAUACUUGGUGAAUCUGUUCAUAAUGGCAUAGGAAAAAUGCUAUCAAAGUUCAAUAUUCGAAUCGUAAAUAUGGAACGCGUUUUCCGUAGUUAUUAUUUCAUUCACAUUUUGACUGUUAAAGUCAGUGAACUCGAAGAGACAGUUCUCAAUGUGAUUUGAUAAAACCUAGUGGGGCACGAGGAACACGGUCGAGUAUUUUGAUGAUAUGGGUUAUCCCCCUUUUACUAUUCACGGAAUAUUUUGAACGAGAUGUGAUUCCCAGAAUUUUGUAAAACUGGGGGAGACGACUCGGUGUGGCAUUAUAAAGAACCCGACACAAUUCUAAAAUUUUAAACGCGUUCUAGCGUUCCCAUUAUGACUGUUAGAGCUUGUGAACGCAAUAAAAUAAAGUUCUCAGUGAUUGGGUGAUUUCCAUCAUGUUCGAAGCGACUAAAAGAAAAAGAUUAAUCAUUCGCUACGAUGUGUGAGUUUAAAUUUUGAAUUAAUAAAGGCAACUAACUAGGAAUUUAAAAAGAACAUGAUUGGGGGUUAAUCUAAUAUAAAACAUAGAAAUGAUUAUCUAAUAAAUAAUAGAAUUUUUUUUCUCAGCUGGGCUUUUAUCAUGUGUUAUUUUAAAAUAGACUUCAAUAUAUC
Patella vulgata (common limpet) is the source of this 2645-nucleotide messenger RNA. Its product is annotated as galactose-3-O-sulfotransferase 2-like. The transcript is spliced from 2 exons. The record is from RefSeq and is a predicted model, not a curated record. Gene Ontology annotation, biological process: glycolipid biosynthetic process. NCBI's taxonomy places the organism in Eukaryota, Metazoa, Mollusca, Gastropoda, Patellidae. The coding region runs from base 9 to 1259 and encodes 416 amino acids. Gene Ontology annotation, molecular function: galactosylceramide sulfotransferase activity. Gene Ontology annotation, cellular component: membrane.